AUGUCCUCCGAGGACGUGCCGCCUCCCGCGCCGGAUUCCGGCGCCGGCGACGCGGGAGCCCCCGCGGGAGAAAUCCUCGAGGAGGCGCAUGGGCAAACCCACCAUGAGCCGGCGACCGUGACCUUCGCCGACGACGAUAUGACCGAGCGGCGGCGCGCGCUCGAGGUGCAGUCCGAGUCGAACCUCGCGGACGCCGCCAUGGACGCGCUCUUCGUCAAGCAGCGUCAGUCCGAGGGCGGUCUCAGAAGCUGGAAGGCGAUGCGCUCGAGGGCGGUCAGGAGGCAGCUCCUGCAGAUGUCGCGCGCGACCUCCAGCCGCCUGACGAACGUGAGGAAGAUGCAGACGCCGUCGGUGAACGCGGUGAUGCCCCACAUGAUCGCCCCCGAUGACAUAGACCCCGGCCUCGGCGUCGAGCCGCCGCCGACGUCGCGCGACCCAUCGACGGACGCGCUCGCGGCGGGAGCGCCUCCGGGUCAAUCCCUUGGCCCGAACGGAGCCUCGCCGGAUACCCAGCUUCCCCGCCCACUCGAGUCCCUCGACUCGACGGCGUCGCUGCGGCCGUCGCUGCGGCCGUCGCGAGAACCCAGCGAACGAAAGGUCGAAAACGUCGAGCUCGAACCCGAGACGGCGGCGGAGGAGAUCGACGAGAAGGAGGACAAGCUCGCGGCGUGGCUCCAGUGCUCGGGUCUUCACACCGUCGGCAAGUGGGUGCUAAACUACCGCAAGCACCCGUCGUGCUGGGCGGCGCUGUUGAUGCUCCACGGCGUCCCGGAGGUGAGCGGCAGGCUGCGCGCCAAGGUGGAGAACUACGCCAUCUACUCCGCGCUGUUCCUGUCCUGCACGAUAGCCGCGGUGAUGGACCCGCCGCCGGCGAUGGACUGCGAGCGCCGCGAAUUCGAAGGCGAUUACGAGAGAUACAGGUGCGAGGUGGCCAAGCGAGUGGCGGCGUACGCGCUCAUCGCGUCCAUCGCGAUGCACUUCCUGGCCAUCAUACUCGCGAUGGCUUUCGUCAACGCGCUGAACGAGUGCGCGCGAGAGAGCGACGUGUUCCGCGUGUUCGCCCGCGGCCAAGGUUUCCUCGCCACGUACAAGUGUCAAAAGGCGUUUCGGAUCGGUAGCGCGUGCACGAUGGUGGCGGUGGGCGCGGUGUCGCUGGAGAUGAUCGGAUGGGACGCCGUGGCGUUCGAGCUGCUGCUCGCGGCGUACGUGGUGCGCACGUUCACGCACACCUCGCACCUGCUGUUCAGCAACGGAAGCCUGGUGAACUACUGGCGGACGGAGCUGGGCGGGAAGCCCGACGAGGACGACCCUUACGACAUCCAACCCGCCGUGGAGGUGUUCAAGGAGCGGCUCAAGUACUCGCACGGAGUGCUCGGGGACCCUCUGGAGAGCGCCAAGACGUCCAUGGCGGGCUCGCAAACCUCCGACGGAAGGAGCGACGGGAGCGGCAAGGGAUCCAGGGGGAUCCUGGGGCGGCUUCGGAGCUCAAACAAAACGCCGCGGCUUCGCAUGGAUGGCAAGUCCGCGGAGGAGAGCGACUCUGGCGAGGAGGAAGCCAUCGACAGGCUGCGGAAGAACCUGAAGCGUGAGAAGAAAAAGGAGAAGAAGAAAAGCGGUUACGUCGACCACCACGGCAACCACCACGGCUCCAAGGCGGCCGCCAUCCUGUGA
Micromonas commoda is the source of this 1671-nucleotide messenger RNA. RefSeq lists its product with no specific name. Lineage: Eukaryota; Viridiplantae; Chlorophyta; Mamiellophyceae; Mamiellales; Mamiellaceae. Bases 1 to 1671 code for a protein of 556 amino acids. The record is from RefSeq and is a predicted model, not a curated record. The transcript has a single exon.